Messenger RNA from Ornithorhynchus anatinus (platypus), 2150 nucleotides. It is a transcript of the gene LRRIQ3, whose product is annotated as leucine rich repeats and IQ motif containing 3. The transcript has 8 exons. Lineage: Eukaryota; Metazoa; Chordata; Mammalia; Monotremata; Ornithorhynchidae. Gene Ontology annotation, molecular function: protein binding. The coding region runs from base 25 to 2115 and encodes 696 amino acids. The record is from RefSeq and is a predicted model, not a curated record.
CCUUCGGAGCAUCCUCCGGUUUCCAUGGCAACCGAGCAGCAUCCAUCCUUCCUUCCAUCCAUGCUUCCAUCCAACCAACCUUCCAUUCUUCCAUCCAUCCGUCCGUCCAUCCUUCCAUCCACCCACCCAUCCGUCCAUGUCAUCGGCGGGCCUUCCCAGCCGGGCCUCCCUCCGAUCGUCUGUGUCAGAACCUUAGGAAUGAUAGAGUCCAUGGAAAAAGCCACGGAAAACUUCGCAGUCAGAAAAAUCAUAAAUCAAAACCAAGUAAAUGACCUAAAAGACCUCUUGUUCGUAAAGUUCAGCGGCCUACAUUUAAGGAGCGUGGAAAAUUUACAGUGCUGCCUUUCACUUAAAGUUUGCAUUUUGUCUAACAAUUAUAUUCAAAACAUUGAUGCAUUUGAAUUUUGUUUUCAAUUGGUUAAACUAGAUCUCCAUGGAAAUCAGAUGCAGAGUCUACCAGGCUCCAAAUUUUGGACUAGGCUGAAGAAAUUAAAACUGCUCUAUCUUCAUGAUAAUGGGUUUGGAAGUCUAGAGAGUGUGUCUUCGCUCUCUAGCUGUCCUAAUCUGAUCAUCCUCACGAUGUUUGACACUCCUGUGAGCUUAAAAAAAGCAUACCGACACUUUGUUGUCAAUUGUGUGCAGUCUCUCAAAGUCCUGGAUCAUUAUGUAAUUUCUGACGAAGAAAUAAUCCAAGACUGGCAUCUUCCCGACAAAUACAAAACUUUUAGCCGUCAUCUUUUUCUUGAUUUAUGCCCUGUACUGGGAAAGAAGACAUCCUUUGUGGAGGAAAUGAACGUGAUAACAAAUAUUCUUUCAAAAGUCAAUACAAUCGUGGCUCAAUAUUCUCCAGUGGUAAUUGUUCAAAAAUGGAUUCGGGGAUAUUUAACCAGGAGGAGAUAUAGGAAGAUUUUCCGUCUUAAAAGGAAAUGGCAGAGACAUUACAGCUUCAGUGGAGCAAAACAGAUUUACGUUUUCUACAAACCUACCAUGUAUGAUAAAAGCUUUAUGUAUCAUAUCUUUAAAUCAGCACAGAAAACUGAAAAAGGAAAGAUUACAACUGGGACGCCAAUUGUGCAUGCUGUUGAUCUACAAACACUAUCUGGCUUCCACUCCGCAGGGCACAAAGAAUUGGCUUCCUAUGUUUUAUCAGAAUUAAAAAGAAAAGAGAAGGCAGCACCCAUUAAGGGAGGCCACCGAGUGCAAAAAUAUUAUUUUAAGGAUGAAGAGGACCUCAAUGUGGAAGAAAACCUAGACAUGAACUUCAGGAUUUCCAUUUCUAAAGCACCUGUGUACGAACCACAACCGGAGAAGAAUAUUGGAAUGUUUUACCAACAGCUAAAACAAGAUCACCAACCUGUGAUUUCCCGAUUUGCUCCUAUUCUUCACCACACUCUCAAACAUAAAAUUGACUACGACCAGGUGAGAAAGGAGAAGAGACCUUUUGCUAAGACACAUAGUACUGUUCAACUUGCACCAUUAUAUGCCAUUGACAAAAUCUAUAAGGAGAAAAAUAAAUGUGAAGAAUGGAGGAAAAGAGCCCACAACAUUCAUCAACUCCAAAUGGACAGGAAUGAAAUGAACCAAAAUGUUCGGGAGUUUUUUGAGGAGAAAAAAGGCUAUGUCCAAAAGCGAUAUGAAAAAGAUAAUAAGAAAAUUAAAGAAAGUUUGGAAAAAGUUCAGCUGAGAAGAUCCAAAUUAAUCAAAGAAGCCAGGCAAAGAAUGUCUCAGUUUCUAGAAGAAAAGAGGCAAAAUGCAGCGGAGCGUUUAUUGGCUCAAAGCUUUAGCAAUCAACAUGCCGCUCUGACGAAAGAAUUGUUUAAACUUGACAGAUCGAGGAAGAAAGAGGAUAUUCUGGAAGAAAAAAGCAGCAUUGUUAAGGAAUGCAAAGAACAUCACAAACAUUGGAAAGAGGUGGUUAGAAAAAAGCAGGUAGAGGGACGAGCGCUGAAACAUGCAAAGUUACGUGAAGAAAACUUGGCUGUUAAUAUCUGUGCUUUCCAGAUGGCCAAUGAGAGAAUACUGCAAGCCAAGGCAAAAGUUGCUAUGAUGAGAAAACAAAGUCCACACACAAGUCCUUCUGACCCAAUUCCUACUUUUCCAUUUCUUCCAGAGUAGUCUAUGUAAUAAACUUUCAUUUGUAAGAAACUGUA